AUGUUACAGUGUCCGGUUUGGGAGGAAGUUGUACGAAUAAAAUCCUUUAUUCCGUUCCUAUCACUAUUUAAACGAUUAAACCUUGUUCAACCACGCUCCAAACUCAAGCAUUCUCUCGAACUUGCCGAUCUAAAUCCAUGGGAAAGUGACCGGAUCGAUUUGCUGAUUGGAGCCGAUCUGUACGCUCAAUUGCUCAAACCUGAGAUUUGUCCUGGACCACGUGGAGAUCUCGUUGCUCAGUCAACUAUAUUUGGUUGGAUCUUAUCAGGACCACUACAAGGAUCUCCUCUUCAAAGUUAUCACAUUAAUGUCCACUUUUCCAUGGAAACCCGAGUUGACGAAAGCUUGCGUCAAUUUUGGGAAUUGAAAGAGAUACCAGCAGUGAAUUUAAUGACAAAAAAAGAAAUUGAAUGUGAGCAUCAUUUUAUGGAGACACAUUCUAGAGACUUAAAUGGAAAAUAUGUAGUUCAAUUACCUUUUGAUGAUUCCCCCUCGAAAUUAGGUGACUCUUAUAACAUAGCUCUCAAUUCGUUGUGUAGAAUAGAAAAAAGAUUUACUCGUGAUCCUCUGCUUGCUGAAAAUUAUCGUGAUUUUCUAGGAAAGUAUCAAGAGAUGGGACAUAUGACUCCAGUUGACGUUGACCAGACUGAUUCAUCUCGUGUCUUUAUUCCGCACCACCCUGUCGUUCGCGAAAGUAGCCAAACAACGAAAGUUAGAGUCGUCUUUAAUGCUUCGAGUCCAACGUCCAACAAAACCUCGAUUAAUGACAUUUUACACAUCGGUCCAAAAUUACAAACAGAUAUUUGCUCCAUCAUUUUAUGA
Messenger RNA from Leptopilina boulardi, 822 nucleotides. RefSeq lists its product as uncharacterized. The transcript has 2 exons. The coding region runs from base 1 to 822 and encodes 273 amino acids. Lineage: Eukaryota; Metazoa; Arthropoda; Insecta; Hymenoptera; Figitidae. The record is from RefSeq and is a predicted model, not a curated record.